This is a messenger RNA of Fusarium keratoplasticum, 1281 nucleotides long. RefSeq names its product Carboxylic ester hydrolase. The coding region runs from base 1 to 1281 and encodes 426 amino acids. The transcript has a single exon. The record is from RefSeq and is a predicted model, not a curated record. Lineage: Eukaryota; Fungi; Ascomycota; Sordariomycetes; Hypocreales; Nectriaceae.
AUGGCGACAGGCGGAUCAGGAAUUUCUGCUGGCGAUGAGAUAAACCUUGUUAUACCAGCGGCCCAGGGCUACGCGGCUGGAUUCACAGACGCAGGCCUGACGCUCAACAACACUAUUGACUCUCAGACAACCCAGUGGUUCCUCAAAAACGAUAGCACAGUCAACGAAGUGUUGCUGGAGAACUUUGCGCAUCGAUCCGUCCACGACUUGGCCGUUAUCGGGAAAGCCGCAGUCAAGGCAUUCUACGGAAAACAGCCUUCGUACUCCUACUACUCGGGCUGUUCUCAAGGCGGUCGACAAGGUUACUUCGCAGCUGAGAAAUACUCCGAGGAUUUUGACGGCAUUCUGGCCAACGCUCCAGCCAUCAACGCCCCUCAACUCUCGCCUGCAGAAUUCUGGCCUUCAGUAUUGAUGGCCAACAUUGUCGUGCCACCUCAGUGCGUGUUUAGGGCAUACCAAAACGCCAUUGUCGAAGCAUGCGAUGCACUGGAUGGAGCUCGUGAUGGUCUCAUCUCUGCUUCUGAGAAGUGUCACUACGAUACCUCGAAACUUGUGUCGAAGAAGAUCGAGUGCACCGAGACAGACAGCACAGUUGUCAUCACCAGGGAGCAUGCUGAGCUGGUGGCCAAAAUUCUCGAAGGCCCCGUUGAUCCCAACGGCAAGACACUCUGGUACGGAACUCCCCCUGGGGCCGACUUUGAUGGUUUAGCCAACACGACAACUGUCAACGGCUCAAUUGUUCCUGUCCCAUUUGUCACAGCUGAAGCAUGGUUCAAGUACGCCAUUGCCCAAGAUCCCUCCCUCGACACGUCCAAGCUGUCCUUGUCGGAUUUCUUUCACUUGUUCAUGCAAUCAGUUGAUCGACUGACUGGCUCGCUGGGAUCGGACAACCCCGAUCUCACGGGGUUCAAAAACGCAGGCGGCAAGCUUCUCUCAUGGCACGGCAUGGCUGAUCCUCUAAUCAUGCACGGUGGCACAGUGCUUUACUGGAAUAAACUGAGCCAAAAGGCCAGCAGCCAGGCCGAGUUGGACAGUUUCUACCGUUUAUUUCUGGCCCCAGGAGCAGGACAUUGUUUCGGUGGCGUUGGUCCCAAUCCAAUGGAACCACUGUCGGCUCUUGUGGAUUGGGUUGAGAAGGGAAUUGUCCCCGAUACCCUCUUUGCGGAAACAACCAUGGGUGGCAAGUCUGUCAGUCGCAAUCUGUGCCCGUAUCCAGGCACUUUGCGAUACAACGGGAAAGGGGAUGUGAACUCUGCCAAGAGCUUUACCUGUACUCAGUGA